Molecule: messenger RNA, 344 nt
Organism: Staurois parvus
Lineage: Eukaryota; Metazoa; Chordata; Amphibia; Anura; Ranidae
Source: the annotation of a GenBank genome assembly
GGGGAGGAGGUUUUGUUUACUAACAGUGCUCUUCCCUGUCAGCUCGGGCACUCUGCUUUGUAUGGCUGUGCACAGCAUAGCCAUCUAAAGUAGUGUACUUACAGUAAAGCACAUCACACAGCACACUGUGAAACAGCACACAGUUAACCCUUUGACCGCCUCACAUGUUAACCCCUUCCUGCCCAGUGUCAUUAGUACAGUGUCAGUGCUUUUUAUUAGCACUGAUCGCUGUAUUGGUGUCACUGGGGAUGUCAGUGACACCAAGUCCGUUCCCCCCAGUGUCAGAAUGUCCACCGCAGUCCCACUGUAAGUCGCUAGUCGCCGCCAUUACUAGCAAAAAAAAA